UGUGUCAAUGUGUCGUUAUGAAUAUGAACUAGGUUUAAGGUUUUACAUGCUAAUAAAGUGAGUGACUCCAAAAGAGGGUGUAGACUUUUGAGUGAUGAGGAGGGAAGGACGGUGGAAGUGGAUGUGUUGUGGAAGGAGAAUUUUGGUGUGUGUGCAGUAGUUCAGGAAGAAUGAGGAAAGGUUGUCGCAGUGAGUGAAGCGGACUCACCAUGAGGACGCUGCUCCCUGUUUUGUGCCUCCUUCUUACGUCCAUUUCUUCACUUCAUGGCGCUGAAUCACCGAGGAAAUGCAAAUGCCACUCUGCGGCGGGAAAUGGUGUCACUUUUUUGUGAUUAUCCCGAUAGGGUCCAACGUGUGCACGUCACGAGGAGUCACGACAUGUCAGCAGUGUUUGACAGUUGACCCCAGCUGCGCAUGGUGCUCGCAAGAGAGCUUUGGGAUGGGAGGGUCUGGCGUUUUCCGCUGCGACCUGAAGCAGAACCUGCUGGACGGCGGCUGCUCCAAGGCGUCUCUGGAGUCGCCUACCAGCACCUUGACGGUACUCGAGAAUAAGGCACUAAGCGACAAAGCCUCAGGCGCGGCGGAAACCGUAACCCAGAUACAGCCUCAGAAAAUCCACAUGGUGCUCAGGCCAGGUGAUUCCAAGAAGUUCACUGUCAGCGUAAAGCAAGUGGAGGACUACCCAGUAGACCUCUACUACCUGAUGGAUCUGUCUUACUCAAUGAAGGACGAUCUGGCUCGCCUGCGUACUCUUGGUAACGAGCUGGCCCAGACUAUGGGGAAGACCACCAGUAACCUGCGCAUGGGAUUCGGAGCCUUUGUGGAUAAAACCGUGUCGCCCUACAUGUACCUGGCUCCUCCCGAGGCUAUCGAGAAUCCUUGUCAUAUGAUUCACACGGAGUGUCAGGCGCAGUUUGGCUUCAAGCACGUGCUGUCCCUCACGGAAAAGGUGGCUCGUUUCACAGAAGAAGUGGUGAAGCAGCAGGUGUCACGAAACAUAGACGCCCCAGAGGGCGGAUUUGAUGCCAUUAUGCAGGCGGUAGUGUGUAAGGAACAAAUCGGUUGGCGUCCAGAUGCCUCCCACCUUCUGGUGUUCACCACGGAUGCUAAAACGCAUAUCGCCUUGGACGGACGUAUGGCCGGCAUUGUGCAGCCCAACGAUGGAAAGUGUCAUCUAGACAGCCAUAAUGUCUACAACAAAUCCACCAUAUUGGACUAUCCAUCCUUGGCGCUUCUGACCGAGAAAAUGUCCGAAAACAACAUCAACUUGAUUUUCGCCGUGACAAAAUAUGUGGUGCCGCUCUACAAGGAAUACAGUCAGCUAAUUCCAGGCACCACCGUGGGAAAGUUGUCCGGUGACUCUGGGAAUGUUAUUGAGCUCAUUGAGGCGGCGUACGCGAAAAUUCGCUCAAAAGUGGAGCUGGAGAUUCUGGGCGUUCCCGAAGAGUUGAAUCUGUCUUUCAAUGCCACUUGCCUCAACGGUGAAGUCAUCCUCGGUCUCAAGUCUUGCUCUGGUCUGAAGAUCGGCGACACGGUGUCUUUCAGCGUGGAGGCUCAACUGCGAAGCUGCCCGAAGGAGAAGACCCAGACGUUCACCAUCAAACCUUUAGGAUUUAAAGACUCUCUACAGGUCACAGUGGAUUUCGCCUGCACGUGCGACUGCGAGGCCGACGGCGAAGUCGACAGCCCGAUUUGCAGCAACGGCAACGGCACUUACGAGUGCGGCGUGUGCCAGUGCCACACCGGGCGGCUGGGUCCUCACUGCGAGUGCUCGCUGGAGGACUACAGCCCCUCCGAUGACGCCAAGUGCAUCCCCAAACCCGACACUCCCGCCUGCAACGGGCGCGGCGACUGCUUGUGCGGACAGUGCUCGUGUCACGAGAGCGAAUUCGGACAAGUGUGGGGCAAACACUGCGAGUGCGAUGACUUCAACUGCCUGCGCUACAAGGGGGCGCUAUGCUCGGGCCACGGCAAGUGUAGCUGCGGCUUUUGCCAGUGCGACGCCGGCUGGGUGGGCGACAACUGCAACUGCACCACGCGCAUCGACACGUGCAUGUCCAGUAUCGGCCUUCUGUGCAGCGGCCGCGGAAGCUGCCAGUGUGGCGUGUGCCAGUGCACGCAACCGGGGGCCUACGGCGCCACUUGCGAGAAGUGCCCUACCUGUCCUGACUCGUGCACCAUCAAAAAGGAGUGUGUGGAAUGUCAGCAUUUUAAGAGAGGCCAAUACACCGACGACAACAGCUGCAGUCGCAUCUGCAGAGACGAAAUUAGAGUUGUAACCCAACUCGAGUUCCUCUCAAAGAAUGCCGUGAACUGCUCCUACAAGGAUGAGAAUGACUGCGUGGAGCACUUCCAGUAUUAUGAAGACGAUAGUGGCAAAUCCAUCUUAUUUGUAAUAAAAGAGCCAGAAUGUCCUCAGGGUGCCGACACCCUGGUGGUGCUGUCGGCCGUGGCAGGGGCCAUCCUGCUCCUGGGCCUGGUGGCCCUGCUCAUCUGGAAGCUACUGGUCACCAUCCACGACCGGAGGGAGUACGACAGAUUCGAGAAGGAGCGAGCCAAAGCCAGGUGGAACACGGCCAACAACCCACUAUACAAAGGAGCCACGUCCACCUUCACCAAUGUGGCGUACAGAGGCGCCUCCUCCAGUUGAUUGCAGCUCAGGGUUCAACCACACACGCCAAAUGCUUGCACUCAAGAGAACUAGUAAUGACACGCAGCCAGUCACUGCAGCCCAGCCAUAUUUAUUGUGGUCGACAAGGACUUGUAACUUGUACAGUUGAGAAAAAUACUCACUUUUUUUGCUAAAUGCACAUAAAAUAUUGUCACGUCUGCUGUAUGCAUAUAAAGUUUGCACUUUUUCUUUUUUAGUGUUUUUUUUAUACGUGAUCACAUUUUCAUUACUGCUGCAUCUGCUCUGUUUGUUUAUUAAAGUCUUCCGAAAACUGGUAAAUGAUUUUAAUGAAUAGAUUUACUGUAAGUUAUUUGAAAAUAACAACUGCAAUCUAAUGCUCAAGGGUUUUUGCUUGCUGUAAAUGCAGUAUUAUAUGAUGGUUUCAAGAAAUGCAGGUGAAAAUACCAAUAAGUGAUCGAUGUAUCAUGCAAGUGCAAAUAAAUGCCUUUUAACGUGA
This is a messenger RNA of Syngnathus typhle (broad-nosed pipefish), 3128 nucleotides long. Its product is annotated as integrin beta-3-like. Gene Ontology annotation, biological process: cell adhesion mediated by integrin; cell-matrix adhesion; cell migration. The transcript has 15 exons. The record is from RefSeq and is a predicted model, not a curated record. NCBI's taxonomy places the organism in Eukaryota, Metazoa, Chordata, Actinopteri, Syngnathiformes, Syngnathidae. Gene Ontology annotation, cellular component: integrin complex; cell surface; focal adhesion. The coding region runs from base 287 to 2650 and encodes 787 amino acids. Gene Ontology annotation, molecular function: integrin binding; fibronectin binding; fibrinogen binding.